Messenger RNA from Bacidia gigantensis, 1644 nucleotides. RefSeq lists its product as uncharacterized. The record is from RefSeq and is a predicted model, not a curated record. Gene Ontology annotation, molecular function: 2-oxoglutarate-dependent dioxygenase activity. The transcript has 3 exons. Lineage: Eukaryota; Fungi; Ascomycota; Lecanoromycetes; Lecanorales; Ramalinaceae. Bases 1 to 1644 code for a protein of 547 amino acids.
AUGACCUCAAAUACUCUUACUUUUAUGUGUCUUAUGAGGGGUGACAGGAUGAAUCGGUCGCCCUCAAAACGAUUGCUGGACCGCUUAGAUCUCCGACGUUGGAAUGAAGACCUAGAGAUGAAGAUGUCGUCUGGAGAGAUCAACAAUAAAAUGUAUAUCUGUUGCCGGAUCUCAGGUGGAAGCGCGGCAGCUUUGGGUGCUACUCCCUGGAACACACGCGCAUGUUCCACUACACUCGCGCAAUUUUGGUCACACACUCCUAAAGCUUCUGAUGAUGGCAUCAAGCGAGAUGCAUAUUUCAUGCUUCUGUCAGAUGAUUUACUCAAGUUCCUAGAAGGGUGCGUCGAGAUCCUCCGUAGCCCAAAGACCCCAGAUUCAAUACUACAAUGUCCUCCUUCGACUCUCGUCCUUCUCGCCUCACAUCCCGCGGCACUAAUCAAACUCGCGCACUCCAAGAUCCACAGCUUCAAAUUCAGCGAAGUGCCGACAUGCUGGCGAAGACUGUUCACAGACGCCAGUAUUUGCCAGGCUGUACAUGUUGCUCGAGCGAAUGUAAAAGCAGAUGACGACACGGCGCCAGAUCAAAGCGAUGAAGGAAGGGAUGGAAGUAUUAAGCAAGAAUUAUGGAUACAAGAAGUUGUCCGGCUACUGGAUCUGGCUCAGAUCAUCGCCGGCGCGCCAGGAAGGGCAGUCAUGAUUGAGGAAAUAUUAAGAGCUUUGCAGGAUUGGCUAGAAGCAGAUGCCGAACUGCCUCUGCGAAAGAAAAGGAAAACAGAGAUCAAAUGCUUCCCUUUACAAGAUCGUAAUGUACCUCGGAUCACACGUGAAAUACCAAGGCUCAGGGCCCCGACUAUGGCAGACUUUGAGAAGCAUCUCCCCCAAGCUCAACCUAUGGUGAUAGAGGAUGCCUUAAGCCACUGGCCGGCAUUCCAAGAGCGCCCCUGGAUAUCUCCAUCAUACCUCCUAAGCAAGACAUUCGGAGGCAGACGUCUCAUCCCGGUUGAACUCGGUCGCAGCUAUACAGACGACGGAUGGGGUCAAACAAUUAUGACAUUCAGAGAAUUCAUGGAUCGAUAUAUGCUGUCCGACCUCGUCCCACGGCAAAACGGCGAAGACGUGGAUGAAGGGCUUGACAUAGCUUACCUUGCCCAACACGACUUGUUCACCCAGAUUCCCUCGCUUAGGAACGACAUCUCGAUUCCAGACUACUGCUACACUGAUCCACCACCACCAGCAAAAGGGACAACACUUUCCAAGCUGCCAGCUCAGCCAAAAUUAGAAGAGCCUUUGUUGAAUGCUUGGUUUGGGCCGGCAGGAACGGUGUCACCUUUGCAUACGGAUCCGUACCAUAACAUUCUCUGCCAAGUGGUCGGACGGAAAUACGUCAGAUUGUACAGUCCUUCUGAGACUGAGAAUCUUUAUCCAAGGGUCGCUGAGGAAGACGAAGUGGAUAUGAGUAAUACCAGUCAGGUAGACGUCGAGGGGUGUGACGAUGUCAUGGAGAAGGAAUUUCCCCGUUUUCGGGAAGCGAAGUAUGUAGAGACAGUGUUAGCGGCGGGUCAGGCGCUGUAUGUACCCGUGGGCUGGUGGCACUAUGUGAGGAGCUUGGAUGUGAGCUUUAGUGUUAGCUUUUGGUGGAAUUGA